Caenorhabditis remanei is the source of this 651-nucleotide messenger RNA. RefSeq lists its product as uncharacterized. The coding region runs from base 1 to 651 and encodes 216 amino acids. The transcript has 2 exons. The record is from RefSeq and is a predicted model, not a curated record. Gene Ontology annotation, molecular function: UDP-glycosyltransferase activity. Lineage: Eukaryota; Metazoa; Nematoda; Chromadorea; Rhabditida; Rhabditidae.
AUGCCCAAGAAUUGGAGGAAAAAUCUGCUUGAAGCAAUAAAAUCUGAACCAAAUGUCACCUUCAUUUGGAAAUACGAAAGUGAUGAAGUGGAAUGGGCAGAAGGAGUCGAGAAUAUCCAUUUCUCAAAAUGGGUUCCACAGACAGCUCUUCUGAAUGACCAUCGUUUGACCGCAUUCUUAACUCACGGAGGACUUGGAAGUACGAACGAAUUGGCUCAUCUUGGAAAACCUGCUCUCGUGAUUCCAAUUUUUGCUGACCAAAUACGAAAUGCGAAUAUGCUUGCAAGACAAGGAGGUGCCAAAGUGUUUCGUAAACACGAUUUGGGAAAUCCGACUGAAAUUAAAAAAGCAAUUCAUUCCAUUGUGUUCAAUCAAAAAUACAAGGAAAAUGCAGGGAAACUGGCGGAUCUUUUGAUGAAUCAACCAACAAAUCCAAAGGAACAAGUGGUGAAGUAUGUGGAAUUUGUGGCGAGAUUCGGACCGUUCCCUGAAAUGAAUCCACGUGUAAGACAUCACGGAUUUAUCGAGAAGAAUCUGUUGGAUAUUUAUUUAGUUAUGUACUUUCCUUAUUUUGUUGUCUUUGUUUUAGUUUUGACCAUUUCGAUGUUAGGAUAUUCGAAAGUCUCAGUCAGAAAAGUGAAGAGAGAUUAG